UCAUCAGCUUCCCUUCCCUUCUUUAAAAAAAAUUCCCCAAAUUAAUUUUAUUCAAAAUCGUCAAAACCCUAAUUUUCUAACAAACUCUCUAAUGGCGCCGCCGCCAAUGAAAUCAAACAAGGCAGGAACGCUAAAAUCAGAGACAGACCAACAGAAUUCAUCGGAAGUCAAAGAAUCGAACAAUCUAUGGGUAGGGAAUAUAUCGAGAGAAGUAGCAGAUUCAGAUCUAAUGGAGUUGUUUGCGCAAUUCGGUGCGCUUGAUAGUGUAACGACGUAUUCAGCAAGAAGUUAUGCGUUUGUGUACUUUAAACAUGUUGAAGAUGCUAAACAAGCUAAAGAUGCCUUGCAAGGGAGCUCUCUUCGUGGAAAUCAGAUUAAAAUCGAGUUUGCUAGACCGGCCAAACCUAGCAAGUAUCUGUGGGUGGGUGGAAUAAGCUCAUCAGUUUCUGAGGAACGGCUGGAAGAAGAGUUUCUUAAGUUCGGUAAAAUCGAGGAUUUUAAGUUUCUUAGAGAUCGAAAGAUUGCAUAUGUUGAGUAUUUGAAACUGGAAGAUGCUUUUGAAGCGAUGAAAAACAUGAAUGGAAAGAAAAUUGGUGGUGAUCAGAUUCGUGUGGAUUUCCUUCGAUCACAAUCCACAAGAAGAGAACAGUUACCUGACUUUCUUGAUGCAAGAGAGGAUCAGUUUUCAGCAACACAUUAUGGAGUUAGACGACCUCAGCUACCUCAGUCUUUGGGAGGACGGAAGGACGGUCAACCCAGUAAUAUUUUGUGGGUAGGCUAUCCUCCUUCUGUGCGGAUUGAUGAACAAAUGCUACAUAAUGCCAUGAUUCUUUUUGGUGAGAUUGAAAGAAUCAAAAGCUUUCCUUCAAGGCAUUAUUCAUUUGUGGAAUUUAGGAGUGUUGAUGAAGCCCGGCGUGCUAAAGAAGGCCUGCAAGGGCGGCUUUUCAAUGAUCCUCGUAUCACAAUUAUGUUCUCAAGUAGUGGGCUGGCACCUGGGAAAGAAUACUCUAGUUUUUAUCCUGGAGUUAAAGGUCCACGGCCAGAGAUGUUUAAUGAACAUCCUUUCACACCCAUGGAUGUCAUGUUCGAUCAACCUGGGGGGCCAGGAAAUUUCAGUGGUCCAUUUCCACCUAGUGGCAUUCACAGACCUAACCUGCCAGUACGGCCUUUUGGUCCUCAAGGUGUUUUUGACACUUUACUUCAAGGUGGAGAGUUUAACGAUUUAGCUCCAUCACAUAGCACUCGAGAUCCUGCAUCUGGGAUCCUUCCUUCUCCUGCUUCUGGUAUUAGGCCAUCCAUGAGGUCAGUUUCUAGUGGUUGGGAUGUGCUUGAUCCCAGCCAGUUUCCUAGGGAGGCCAAGCGAUCAAGGAUUGAUGCCGCACCAUCUAUUGAUGAUGAUUCUUUUCCAGCUAGAAAGAUGGAUGAUCGUGAUCUGGGGUUGGACAAAUCAUAUGGGCUAGGUCCUAGAGGUGCAUAUCCAAGUCUCCAGGGGAAUAGCAGUCUUAGUCCAGUUGGUGGUAGGUUUAAGGGUCAUUUUGAUAAUGAUUUCAUAUGGCGUGGGAUUGUGGCCAAGGGUGGAACGCCUGUAUGCCAUGCUCGUUGUGUCCCAGUAGGGAAAGGGAUAGAAUCAGAGAUACCUCAUGUCAUAAAUUGCUCAGCAAGAACAGGGCUGGAUAUGCUGGCUAAACACUAUGCUGAGGCAAUUGGGUUUGACAUUGUCUUCUUCUUGCCCGAUAGUGAAGAAGAUUUUGCUUCCUAUACAGAAUUUCUGCGUUAUUUGGGUUUAAAGAAUCGGGCUGGUGUAGCAAAGUUUGAUGACGGGACCACUCUAUUUCUUGUGCCCCCAUCCGAUUUCUUAAAGAAUGUGUUGAAAGUUGCAGGACCUGAACGCUUGUAUGGUGUAGUUCUCAAGUUGCCACAGCAGGUCCCUAGCAACACAUCAAUUCAGGAACAAUUGCCUCAGCCCAUCCAUUUUUCUCAGUAUACAGACAAUCAGAUUCCACCACCAGAAGCUGACUACAAUCAGCUCCGUCAGGGGGAGGAGCGAGGUAUGCCAAUCCAUCAUAACAGGUUUUUGCAUGAGGAAUCAAAGCUUCCUCCAAAAUCAUUUUAUCCUUCGACAACAGAGUCCAUUGCAGUGCCACCAGUUCCCCAAGAAUAUGCGCCAAAUCUUAGUGCAGGACCAUCCACUGCGGGAGUUCUGACACCUGAACUUAUUGCUACUCUUGCAACUUUAUUGCCCACCAAUAAGCAGCCAUCUAGUUCAGAAAGUAAUCAACCAGCAUUGGGCUCUUCUAUUGUCAGGCCACAAUUUUCUUCAGUUGCACCUGACAGAGGAAUUACCUCUCAGGGAUGGAAGCAUGAUAAUCAAGUUUCUGGAAAUGCAAGCCAUUUACAAAUGGGGAACCAGUUCAAUUCUCAGGUUCAGGUUCAGUCUCAGUUCCAGCCUUACCCAUCUGUCCCCAACACAUAUAGCCAUUCAGCAACUGUGGUCCCUAGCAACAGUCAGAUCCAAGAUUCUACAGCCAGCCUAUCGCAUCAAAGUGUAACUUCAUCCAGACCAUUGACUAAUUUUUCUAUGCCUUCUCAAAGUGGACAAUUUGCUUUGUCCCCACAGGUUCAGGGAACGAAUUAUUCUCAGACCCAAUCAGGGAUCCCACCAUCUGCAGACAGAGGGAACUGGGAGCUCCCCAAUCAAGUGCAGCAAUUCCAACCUGCUCUUUCUGGAUCUGGGCAGGGCACCUCAGAGGUUGAGGCUGACAAGAAUCAGCGCUAUCAGUCAACUCUGCAGUUUGCAGCCAACCUCCUGCUCCAGAUACAGCAGCAGCAGCAGCAGCAGAAGACUGCUACCAACCCAGCUGCACACGGAUCUGGAAAUCAGCAAUGAGUUUGCUCUCAUCAAGGUGAGUGGGGCCCCGUUUUCCUCUCAAAGUGGCAUCCAUCCGUACAGAAUCUACCUCUAGGAUUGGCUAUUCUGCCUGUAAAUAUCAAGGAGGAAGUGCAAGAUCAAAGCUGUCUAGUGUUUGGAUUGGGUUGGGUUGACUUUGUUUGUAGUCAAUUCAGGAAUGUAAAUGGGUUUUGUCCCCCUCUCUCAACAUGAUGCCAUCAGAUUUAUUUUUUUCCUCCUUUCUUACAAUGAUUUGAUUUGUUCUAGCUGAUGCGCGCUCUCUCUCUCUCUCUCUCUCUUUGCAAACUCGUACUGGUAUGCUAUUAGCCAAAUUUAGUUCAGGAUUUAUUUUGAAUCGAUUUGAACAUGAAUUUAACUAAAUUCGAGUUAUUAUUACGUUA
This is a messenger RNA of Populus nigra (black poplar), 3288 nucleotides long. Its product is annotated as flowering time control protein FPA-like. The transcript is spliced from 7 exons. The record is from RefSeq and is a predicted model, not a curated record. Lineage: Eukaryota; Viridiplantae; Streptophyta; Magnoliopsida; Malpighiales; Salicaceae. Gene Ontology annotation, molecular function: RNA binding. Bases 92 to 2887 code for a protein of 931 amino acids.